Molecule: messenger RNA, 1848 nt
Organism: Entamoeba nuttalli P19
Lineage: Eukaryota; Evosea; Mastigamoebida; Endamoebidae
Product: DNA mismatch repair protein mutL, putative
Exons: 1
Coding region: 1-1848 (615 amino acids)
Biological process (GO): mismatch repair
Cellular component (GO): mismatch repair complex
Molecular function (GO): ATP hydrolysis activity; ATP binding; ATP-dependent DNA damage sensor activity
Source: RefSeq, a predicted model, not a curated record
AUGAAAAGAAAGUCUGCUGGAGAAGUUCAAGCUCUAAAAGCCUCUAUUCAGUUUAUUCGUACAGGAUUUGUUUGUGUUGAAAUUCUCAAAGUAAUGGAAAGUAAAGGAUAUAGUUCAGUAAGUAUUUGGUGUGAUAAAGAAAUUAAUGAAAUAAAAAUUAUUAUGGAUGAAAUUGAAGUUGAUGAACAACAAAUAAAUACAUUAUUAAAUGAAGACAUUUUUAAUGAAUUGAAUAGUAUUAGUAGAUGCUCAAUAAUGACAUCUCUUUUAUCUCAAGAAUAUUCGUUUAGAUACAUUUAUGAAGUUUGUUUUUUCAACAGUUUUCAAAAGAGAUUAAUCAUGAAGAAUGGAAGAUGGAAAAAAGAAAGUUUGAAACAGUACCAAUUAAAUAAUCAAAUAGUUGUUUAUCUAGAAAAAUUAUUUGAAAAUACUCCUGAAAGAAAAGAAACAUUCAGUCAACUUAUUCAAGACAUUAUUGGAUAUCAGAUUAUUCAUUAUAAAAUUAGAAUACAAAUCAAGUGGAAUAAUGAAACAUAUUGUUUGUUAGACUCACAAGCAACAAUGAAAAAAUGUUAUGAAAAUAUUUUUCAUUAUCAAAUGAAAGAAUUUUCAACAUUAUAUUCAUUUAACUCAAUAACAAUUUAUGGAUUACGUUAUUUAUCAAAAGAUAUGAAAUGGAAUAAUACAAAAUAUCAUUAUAUAAUUAUGGUAAAUGAUUAUUUAAUACAUCAUAAUUCAUUGAAUCAAUUAAUCAAUCAAAUUCAUUGUAAAUAUUAUGGUAUUUCACAAAGUCAUAUUUUAACACCUCCUUUUUUCCUUCAAAUCAAAAUUCCAUUCUUUCAUCCACAAUAUCCAUUACAUUUUGAAGAUGAAAAUAAUUUCUUAUUAUGGAUAAUCAAAUUCCUCUCAAAUGAAUUUUUAUCAGAAUUAUUGGUAUUACCUCCACCAAUUACACAAUACCCAUUUUAUUCACAUAUUCAAUUGCAACAUCCAAAAUCAUCCCCUCCAUCACCAAAGAAACAAAGAGUUUUUGCAUUAAGUUAUUCAAUUCAAGGAAGAGAAGUAAAAGAGAAAGAAACAACUAAAAUACCACAAAUAAAUCAAACAAAAUAUGGAAUGAAUAAACAUAAACCUUCUAAAAGAAGAAUAAGUAAUAAGACAAUAUAUUCUAUUGCUAUACCAUAUGUACAUUAUAAUAUUAUUUCAUUACAAGAAAAUAUAAAGUAUUUUAGUCAUAUAAUACCAUCAAAUAAGAUUACAAAAGAAGACAUAAAAAAGAUUCAAGUGAUUGGACAAUUUGGUAAGAAAUUUAUAAUCUGUUUAAAUAAAAGAAAUGGAUUGCUCUAUGGAUUUGAUCAACAUGCUGUUCAUGAAAGAAUUCUUUUUGAAAAAAAUUGGAGAAUGUUAGAACAAGAAACAAGUACUUGUCUUCAAUCAUUUCAAUGUUCAUUACAUAAAAAUGUAAAUUCAUCUCAAUUACAAGUAUUACAAAAAUAUAAAUAUCAAUUUAACAAGUUGAAUAUUAGUUAUUCCAUCAAAUAUAAUAAAGUAUAUUUUAAUUCAUUUCCAAUUAUCUUUGGAAAACAACUUACCUGCUCAGAAAUUAUGGAUAUUGUAAACCAAAUAGAUAUUUAUAAUGAAUUUCCAGGAAUUAAACAUCUUUCAAUUAUACGUCAUAUUGUAGCGUCACAAUCAUGUAGAAAUGCUAUUAUGUUUAAUGACAAUUUAACAAUAGAAGAAUGUAAAAAAUUAAUAAGUCAAUUGUCAGAAUGUUCAUGUCCAUUUAUAUGUGCACAUGGUAGAAUAAAUGUUGCACCAUUAUAUGAUUAUGUCAGUUUAAAUAAAUAA